Musca domestica (house fly) is the source of this 2640-nucleotide messenger RNA. RefSeq names its product carbonic anhydrase-related protein 10 (gene CARPA). NCBI's taxonomy places the organism in Eukaryota, Metazoa, Arthropoda, Insecta, Diptera, Muscidae. Bases 1655 to 2632 code for a protein of 325 amino acids. Gene Ontology annotation, molecular function: carbonate dehydratase activity; zinc ion binding. The transcript has 8 exons. The record is from RefSeq and is a predicted model, not a curated record.
GAGUGAGUGUUCAAACAGCCGGAAGUGUAAUUUGGCAGACAACCGCUUUAAAGCGAUGUCGGCAUUUCAAAGUCAUAUUUCAAAUCCACCGAGCCAUUCUCUAAUGUUUUAAAAGGGCUUUCAUUAACACCACCACCAUCACCAAGACUACAAGUUGCAUUGUCGCUGCAACAACUUAAUUGGAGUAUUCUUUACUCCGGCAACCAGCCAAACGGCCUGUGUGUCUGUCCGCCAUCCAGCCAGGCAGCUUGCCUGCUUGCCUGCCUGGUUAUGCUGUGCGUGCCUGCCAACCAAUGUUGCAUUGAAAACCACUUCUAAUGCAUUUUAUGUCAAUUUGAGUUAAUGUUUACAUGCUGUUGUUUUAACAUUCAACAUUUUUCCCCACCCGCUUUCCUGGAGCGCCUACAUGGCCCUGCCACACCACACAUAAAUCUACGGAACAUAGAAACUUUCAAGAGAACUCUUUAUUUUAUGGUAUUUGGAGGAGAAAAAAAGUUAAAGGCAAAAAGGCUGUAUUAAAACCGCACCAUGUUGCCGUACACACACACAUGCAUAAAUACAUAUAUGUGGACAACAGUAGCAGCAACAAAAACUAAAAGGAAGCUACAUUAGCAGACACGUUUAGACAAUGUUGAAACAACAGCACUAGGAGCAAUGUUUUUGCCUGAUUUUUGCAAGGAAAUAACACUAACAACAACAGCAACACCAGUUACUUGUCGAUCAGGACAGCACUCACUCCUGAUGCUGAUGAUGAUAAUAAUGAGGAGCAUGAUGUCGACGAUGAUGCUCCUAUUGCACAGCUAGCUCAUGGUGGUGAUGAGGAAGGACAAUGUUAUUAUGGCAAACAUGCACAUGUUGCCAUUUUGUCUUGUUUGUGCAACGUAAUAAAACAACAGCAACAACAACAACAACGGCAAUGACAUCAACGAUUUGGCAUAAGCAAUCAAGCUGCAACAACACCGAACUUUAAAGGCCCAAAGGCUUUAAGUUUUCUGUACUUGCAUUUUUUGCCUUUGGAACCAUAACAUAAUCUACAAACCAAAAAGAAAUAAGAAAACCAACUAGUCAUACCAACGAGAACCAAAAAAUCAAAAAGAAAAAAAGAAAACUAAAAAUUGAACAUCUAAAAGAACAAAUAACCCGGGUAAAACCAAUUUGAAUCCAACCCACCAAAUAAUAGCCCACUUCAAUUUUUAUUCUUGUUAUUUCAACACCAAGGGGAACAAGAAUUUUUUCCACCUCCUUCUUUUUUUUGUGCUCCGUAUUGCAUUUUUGCUUUAACAAAAAAGUAUAUUCCAGCCAACGAAGAAGAAACACAAAAACUACAACAAGAAAUUUUUUAUUUCUCUCCGGCUGCUCUGCGUUUGCAUUUCUAUAACAAAUACGAUCGUCAAAAAUUUGUGCUGCUACUGCUCUAAAACCCCAAAACGCCAAAAGAAAACCAUAACAUAACAACGACAAAAAGAAAAUAGAAAAUAAAAAAGUAGAGAAAAUUGUUGCAAUAUUAUUUUUACUUUCUGACAAGUGAAACGUCAUAAUAAUCGUUUUAUUUUUUUGUUACAACAAGCCUUGCCACUGCUAAGGCUCCUGCACAUUUCUUCUACAGCAGUUACGAAUAUCAACAGCCGUUUGCUGCAACACCAACAACAACAUAAUGUCAUCGUGGUGCCCUUCAGGAUUAAUCGCUUAUUCAGCCAUCGUUUUACUUUGUACUUCCGGAAUCAAAGCCAGUUGGGAGGAAUGGUGGACAUAUGAUGGUAUAUCCGGACCAAGUUUUUGGGGCCUUAUAAAUCCACAAUGGAAUAUGUGCAACAAAGGUAGACGACAGUCGCCCAUCGAUAUUGUGCCAGAUAAAUUGCUGUUCGAUCCAUUUCUGAGGCCAUUGCAUAUAGACAAACACAAGGUUUCUGGAACAUUGCACAAUACCGGACAAUCGCUGGUAUUUCGUGUUGACAAAGAUACCAAACAACACGUCAAUAUAUCCGGUGGUCCACUGGCAUAUAAAUAUCAAUUCGAAGAAAUUUAUAUACACUACGGUACCCAGGACACACGUGGCUCGGAGCACUAUGUACAAGGCUAUAGUUUUCCCGGAGAGAUACAAAUUUAUGGCUUCAACAAGGAAUUGUAUCAUAAUAUGUCCGAAGCACAGCACAAAUCCCAAGGCAUUGUUGGACUUUCACUAAUGGUGCAAAUUGGUGAAACGCCAAAUCCUGAAUUGCGCAUCAUAACGAGCACGUUCAACAAAGUGGUUUUUCGGGGUUUUUCAACGCCCAUUCGACAUUUGUCUGUACGUGCUCUACUGCCAAAUACCGAUCAUUAUAUAACAUACGAAGGAUCCACCACACAUCCCGGCUGUUGGGAGAGUACUGUCUGGAUAAUAGUAAAUAAGCCAAUUUAUAUAACAAAACAAGAGUUAUACCAGCUGAGGCGACUUAUGCAGGGCUCAGAAACAACACCGAAAGCUCCUUUAGGCAAUAAUGCACGACCCGUGCAAAAUUUACACCAUAGAACAGUAAGGACUAAUAUAGACUUUAAGAGGAAUAAGAAUCAAAAUGCCUGUCCCACAAUGUAUAAGGAUAUGUAUUAUAGAGCGAAUCGAUGGUCACCUGAUACAGGUCUGCUGGUUCGUUGACCCAUUCU